Molecule: messenger RNA, 1596 nt
Organism: Culex pipiens pallens (northern house mosquito)
Lineage: Eukaryota; Metazoa; Arthropoda; Insecta; Diptera; Culicidae
Gene: Cipc
Exons: 4
Coding region: 396-1334 (312 amino acids)
Biological process (GO): negative regulation of DNA-templated transcription; negative regulation of circadian rhythm
Source: RefSeq, a predicted model, not a curated record
CGAGAAGCCCAUUCAAACGGUUCGCGUGCGUACUUUGCGCUUCGACGUUUCAUUGAAGGGAGAGUGUUUUCUGAACGAAGGGGGGCGACAGAAAAAAAGCCGGGUCUUUGUGUGGAUGUUUUGGCUCGGAACAGUGUGUGGGGGACUUGUGAACAAAAAGGAAGCAGACAACAUUAAGUUUGGUGGAGUUGUUUUUUUUGGUAGUUCAUUGUAAAAGAAUAGCAAAGCUAUCGUAUUAAGUGACAGUGAAUUGCGGAAAACUGUGAACUGAGUGAGUCAUUCAGUUAUUAGCGGAGAAGCUAUAAUACUGCGGAUUAUUGUUUGGAAUAUCUUCUGUCCUGGCGGCGGUACACCACUUUUCGAUUUUCGCUCGAGUUAACUUGCAGCUCCACGUGAUGUCUCCGACCGCCGUUGGGGCGGACCUGGGCCCAUCCGAUGAUGGUCCAAUCGUUCAGCAGCAGCAUCAGUUUAUGGAGGACAGCGAGACGUCCAACAGCAGCCAGCCCCAGUCCAGAGUCAUCGUGGUCACCCCGGCAGCCUCGCCGAACGCAACGAGCUUUUCGGUCAUAAAUUACGUCGGCAAAGUACAGAAGCAAUCAUCCCACCGAUCCACGGGACGAUGUCGGACACCGUAUGAGCGUUCUUCCCGUCCAAGUCGCGUCGAAUCGCUUGACGAAGCAACCAACUCAUCGACGGCGUCAUCCGUGGACUACUGCUCGGGGACCGGCGACUCGGCGUCCAUCGUGAGCGACGCACCCGACAUGGUCGAUCUGGACGAAGAACAAGACGGCGAAGGUGGCCAGCGACCACUGCCACCACACCAGGGUCAGCUCAACUUGGCGCCUCAUCUGUACCACGGUCCGCGAAGUCGACGCUCGAUGAGCGUUUCCUCAAGUGGGUGCUCUAGCUCGAUGGACGAUCGGAACUGCGACUUUUCACCGCUGGGCAGCAGCACUGGAUGCCGCUGCACGUCCCUCAGCAUAUCGGACUUUGACGACGAUGGUUUUCGCGAGGACGGUAGCGUGUCCUCGAUGUACUCAGUAUUUUCUUCCUCGCGGUCGUACCAGCCGCACCACCCGCUGCACCACAACCACCAGCACGUUCCGCACCACCCGAACAACACCAAGGGUCUGUUCGACAUCGCGCUCAAGACGGUCAAGCUGAUCCGGCGCAACCAGGAGCUGCAGAUGCGGCUCGCCCAGCUCCAGGUGGAAACCAACGCGUUCAUCGAGUCCGUCAUGGCAAACCCGGAGAACGAAACGCUGCGGAACCGCUUCCAAACCGCGGCGGCAUCGUCAGCGGGCACGACGCCGGCCACCGUGGCGCUGAAGUAAAGCGACCUCUUCCACGAAAAAAAAAAAAAUAAACAGAAAACAGUCAGUGCGCGAUCUCAAUCAGCCUGUAGCAUUCCCAAAUAAACAAGCAACACUCUGUAGCUUAGAACCACGUUGCGACGGACACAAUGAAACGCAUCAAAACUGCUUAAAUGAGAUAUCAUUUGGUUGUUCACAAAUAUUUAGUAUUGAUAAGCUGACGUUGUUUUUUUUAAUUUUCGAACAUUUACUUGUGCAGAAGUCGGUGUAGAUUAACGUAAAA